This is a messenger RNA of Amphimedon queenslandica, 6775 nucleotides long. RefSeq lists its product as uncharacterized. Gene Ontology annotation, cellular component: plasma membrane. The record is from RefSeq and is a predicted model, not a curated record. Gene Ontology annotation, molecular function: G protein-coupled receptor activity. Gene Ontology annotation, biological process: cell surface receptor signaling pathway; adenylate cyclase-activating G protein-coupled receptor signaling pathway. NCBI's taxonomy places the organism in Eukaryota, Metazoa, Porifera, Demospongiae, Haplosclerida, Niphatidae. The transcript is spliced from 41 exons. Bases 28 to 6645 code for a protein of 2205 amino acids.
UGGAUUCUACUUCUAUUUGGCCUAGCUAUGUCAAACCUUUUACUUUUGUCUCUUUUAGCUCAAGGGCUGAUCCUAGCUCAAUUUCAAUAUCAAGUAGCUGCUCAGUUUUGUCCUCCAAUAAAUCGCUCUGGCGUUAUGCAACUCUUUAGCGAGGACCCUAUAGGAUAUAUCUAUGAUAUUUUUGAAGGGAACGAGAGCAUUAAGACUCUCUGUCUCUCCCAUGGGGACCAGCUAGGAGAGCUCACUUACACCACUGUAGUCGCUAGAGUCAACGUAACUGGAGAUGGAAGCUUUACUCCCAACCAAACUGUCCUGGUCAGUGGACGCUGUAAUCCAUCGACAUUGCUUUGGACUUUAAAUGGUGACAUCAUGAACUCAGACUCGUCUGCUUUUGCCUUACAGUUGAGAGAAGAUUGCUAUCAGUGUGGGACUUCACCGAUCUGCCAAGUGUGUAAUAAUAGCUGUUCUGGCUUUGCUGGUUUUGAACGUUGCUUUGGUCCUAGCGAUGCCGAGUGCUGUCCUUUCUAUGAGAAUAGCAACUGUACUACAUCAUGUACUACUGGAAGUCAGCCCAAUGCUACCUUUUUUUGUGAAUUUGUUCCUUCUUUCAUCGUGCUUGAAGCCAACCAGUUCCAGUACACGUCUUCAUCCAACGACAACAACUACUACCUGUACGAUGAAGUUGUAGACAAUUCAUUAACUGUUAGGUGCACAUUUAAUGGAGCCAGUAACGCUAUUAGUGAGCUAAAGGCUAAUUCCUUCUGGUCCUUUGAUCUCCUCAAUGAUACAAUUGACAGACAGUUGCAGGCUCAAGAUUUUGGGCUUGUCAUUAAUACCAAUACAACUCUUACUGUAGAGACAUCAGUUGGUAAUGUCAGUUUGGUGUUUGUUCCUGGGGAUAGUCUAAAAUUUGAUCCUGUCUUUCCACCUGAGUUAAAUGGCAGAUAUAUCUGUGGUGUACGGAAUAUUUCCUUAGCUGUAACUGAUGUAAUACUAGCAAUUACUACUGAUAAUCCACUUCUAGUGAACAAUAUUGAACCACCAGUCCAGAACCUAGCUUAUCCUGCUACGACAUUCAACCAUUCAUUUCUUGCAAAGUAUAGAACAUCCAGUGGUAGUGGUUCUACAAUAAUAAUGAAUGAUGUAUCAGUCAAUAAUCUCCAAGUGUAUUAUAAUACCAACAGUGGGCCUGUCAAUGGAGCCAUUACUCUUAUUGAUAGUGUCACUCGUAAUUAUAGCAUAACAUUCCAGGACCCACUGCCUCCAGUGGUUGUGGUGUUCAUAGGAACCAGUGGAUUAGGUCAAAGUAGUUCGGAUUCUCUUAGCAUUCAAGUAUAUUCACAUGGUAUUGUUCUGUCUCCUUCUACAAGGCGUAUAGAUAUCACGGAAGGCAGUACUGCAAUAUUGAAUUGUACUUCAGUUGUGCCUUCAGUCGUCAUUGAAUGGGAUGGGCCUAGCAUGGUUGAACCUUCCUUCAACUAUGUACUCACAUUGAGCAAUGUCAGCCUCAGUUUCACUGGCUUGUAUACUUGUACUGUUACUGGCAAUACUUAUCCUAGUGGACUGGAGAGAGUAUUCCAAGUACUAGUUGUUGUUUAUAGAUCUGGGUCUGAUGUCAUACUCCAUCGCUCCCCCUACCAACCUUUAUCCAAUCCAGCAAUCAUUAACUUUGGCUCUGAAACAAUCAUCACGUGUAACGGAUUGAGAGGGACGUCUCUGCAAUGGACCUCGGACAAUUCCCAGUUUCCUUCUGAUCUAUCCGUGCUUCCUAAUGUAUCAGUUGUGUUUGUUAAUGAAACUAGUACUAAUAGUAUCAGUCUUGCCGUCACUAGUGCUGCAUUUACUAGUACACCAAUCAACUUCACAUGUUAUUCAUCUCUUGGCAGUGCAUCAAUAAUUAUCACAAAUACACCUUACAUUAAACGAUUGACUGAUCUUCAGUUUCCUCUUACUGUUGGUCAAAAAAUCACCAUGCAGUAUCUGUCUGCUCUUUCCUCAAAUGGACUGAGUAAUGAUGCAGAUCCUGAUGCAGAAUUCUUCUCGUUAGUAUCUGACAUAAGUUCUCCAUCAUUAAUUCCAAGCAACAUAUUUAUUUACGAAAUCUCUUUUACUGCAUCUUCAAAAUUGAAUGGUUCUACAUUACGUUUUGAAUAUUCAGAAAUUAUUACAAAUUCACUCACAGUAACUGUUGCUGUUCCAUCAGUCUUGUUGGUAACAGUGCCACCAUUCAAUUAUGUAUCUGGUACUGCAGUAUCUCUCCAGUGUCAGAGUAGUGGCCCAAUAACUUGGAUCUCAAAUACUAGUCAAACAAUACUGUUACCUCCUGAUUACAAUCGCUCCCAGUCUGAUCCAAACACUCUCACCUUCACUCCAUUUAUUUAUAACUUCGUUACUAACUAUCCUCCUCAAGACUUAAGUCUCUCCCCACUGACUCCAGUGCCAACAGAAGGAGUGGUACAACUAUUGAGAGAUGAGUUCUUGUGUACUGUAUGUGAUAAUAUGGAUAGAAACGGAUCUAACUGUCUUCCUAGUGAAUACAUUGAUCCUAAGACUGUUGAUGUACAGAUACUUUAUCAUCCAGUCAUGUUUCAUUUUGGUGACAUUCCUUUGUACAAUAACAGCAUCAUCAGCUCAUCCUUUGAUAAUGAGUCAUCCAUCACUCUGACCUGCUCCUCACUCAGUGGUCAUUCAACUCUUAAACUCAACUCAACCAAUCUUCUAUUAGAUCCUUAUUUAAGUGCUGGUAUGUAUCAGGUCCCUGCUGUAUAUGCUUCUGGUUUAUCAGCUCAAGUUGAUGUGAUUGAUAGCUACAGUGUCAGGAUUGAGUUUAGCGGUAAUGUAACAACUACUGAUAUUUCUGGUACUUAUUCUUGCUAUUCGCAAGAAUCUGGUACUUCAACAUCCAUUACUUUACAUUAUGCUGAUAGUAAUGAUGAUGGGGUCCUACAAUCUCAGACACCUUCCACUAACGUCACACUAGUAUUAGGAACAGCAGCUUUGUUGCCAUUCACUGCUGGUUAUAAUUCAAAUGGAUCAGCGCAAUCAUCAACUGACACAUACAGAGGACUCACUGUCUCUUAUCCUGUGUCUUUUACAGGAGGUACUUCUCUUUUCGAGAUAACUCCAUACAAUUAUGGAGUAUAUAUACCAGUGGUUGAUGCUGAUACUGCUGGUACAAUAGUUAUAGCGCACUCUCAAAUAUCAAGAAAUGCAAGUAUCAAUAUUAGCACAGAAGCUCCAACCAUCACUCCACUUGUAUCUUCUACAUCAGUUCUUGAAGGAGGAACAGUCACUCUUACCUGUGUCCCUUCAGACAGUCGUGUUCAGCUUCGGUGGUACUUCCUAAGUAAUGGCUUAUUUUCAGAGCCAACCCCCCUACCACCUAGGAAUGGGAAUGGAUUCACAUAUGAUGACAUCUCAUUAAGACACAGCGUGACUAUUAGUCAAGUUACAGUACUGAAUGAUGAGGGUACUUACAUCUGUCAGGUAUUUAGGAGCAGUAGUAUAAGAAGCAAUGUCAGUCUUAAUGUUUUAGCAACUUGUCCUGAGGAGGAGAAUGGUGGCAUAGUUUGGCCAGCUACCAUUGAAGGAGAAGUUUCUAGACAACCUUGUAGUUUAGCAUCUUCAAAUUUCAAUUCUCGGGUUGUGUUUGCCAGGAGAUAUUGUUUAGAUAUCUAUGGGUGGUCUCCUGUCCUGUUUCAUGGCUGUACUCUUGUGUCUGAUGCCACUUCAUUUCAGCUCAUAACCAUGAGGCUAACUAAUGUCACUGGCAUCACUGCAGUAUCACAGAAUGAAGCUGCAAUAGUCUCUGAGUUAAGUUCUGCUAUUGCUGCUAGAAAUCCACACUUUCUCUCAGUCUCUGUGACCAAGUACUAUUCUUUCAUCUCAAACUCUGUGAUUGUAGUUGCUGAUGCUUAUUACAACACAACUAGUAACAUAACUUAUGACUCAAGCCCUGUGUAUAGCCUAGCAUCUUUGGGUGGCUAUCAGUUAGUGUUUGAUGCUAGAACUGGUCCUCAAUACAGAAGCUCUUAUGUAUUCAGGCCAUCAAGUGUCUGUGUAUGCAAUCAUUAUACCAUAGUUAGCAACAAUGUUCCUGCUAUUCCUAUAGAGGAGGAUGAUAAUCCAGAAUCAAUAUUUAAUGCAGGCCUAAUAUUAAUGCCUUCAUUCAAUGUUACUGAGUUUCAGAGAAAGUGCUACGAGACACGAGCAGAACCUUGCAACUGUACCUUCACUAGCUGCAACUGUAUAAAUCCAUUUGUUGGUAAUGAUGUUAACUGUACAGUUGAUUCUGAUUCAGACGAGUAUCCAAAUCAAGCAAUAAGUGAUAUUUAUGCUCCAGAAUGUUCAAGCAACGACUCAAUUUCUAUGAUACCUACUUACUGCUCAAACGAUACUUGUCCAUACUUAUACAAUAUAGAGCAGACUCCACCCAUAUGUGAUACUAUAAACGAUACAAUUGUCGGAGGGUGCAUAAAAGAAGUGGAUUCUAAUUGGAACAUUCUGUGGCCUCCAACUAAUCCAAACACCACCUCAACUCAACCUUGUCCUGGCGGCACUAAUUCUUCAGGUCUGGCUACAAGGUUCUGCGAUGAGAAUGGUAACUGGUCUACAGUUAAUGUUAGCUCGUGUAGAUCACGUGCUUUUAAAGUCAUCGAAGAAGAUGCUGCUCAAUUGUUUGUGGUGGAUUUUGAUCAACUCACUGGAGUAGCGAUUGAAAAUUUAGCUAAGAGUGCUGUUGGACUUGUCAGUGAAUUGCAAGUAGCUACUGCAGCUCAAGUAUCAUUAAAUGAAUCGAUACUCCCUUCAGAUCUCUCUGUAUCUAAUGAUGUACUGACCAACACUAUCCUGGCACUGAACUCGAGCUUUAAUGACAAUAACGAGACAGCCAUCAAUUCUUCUUCUAUAGCUGACACUCUUAGUGAUCUUCUCAGUUUGACCAACAGGCCAGGCUGGGAGAGCUUGCAAUCAUCCAACCCCAGCACUGGGAGUGAGCUCCUCCUGGAGAAUUCGGAGUCAUAUGGUCUUUAUCUUGCUCAAACCACUGAUACAAGUCAAAUUGUAUCAAGAGAAAAUAUCGUUAUAAGAGCAGAGCAGGUCCCUAUUGCUGGCAGUGCUGGUAUAACGUUUCCUGAUUCGUCUGAUCUUGUUAACUUUACAACUUCUGUAUCAAUGUCACCAGCCACUAUUAGCAUACCUGGUGAACUCAUAAUGGAGAGAUCUUCUGGAAUGUCUACAGUUCCAGUGGCUAAUAUAUUGUUUAAUAAUUUGCAAGAUUUUCUGAAUAGCACAAACCUUAGUUCUGAUUUUGAAACUGGUACUAUUAUAUUGUCAAGUCAGGUUGGAAUGUCAAGGAGGCCAAUUCCUGCUGAUCCACCAGUUCAGCUCUCAUUUAAUAUUCUCACUCCUAACUUUGCUAACCCUAGCUGUGUCUUUUGGGACUUCUCUAACCCGCUUGGUAGUGGCUCUUUCUCACCUGCUGGCAUUACAACUGUUCCUAGUUCGAGUGGUAAUGUCACUUGUCUCAGUUCCCAUUUGACUAGUUUUGCUGUUCUAGUUCAAGCAUCUUCAGAAGCUACACCAGGGCCUACAGAGGCUAAAGUGUUGUCAGUUUUAUCAUACAUAGGAGCUUCAAUAUCAAUUAUGUGUUUGCUAGUGACCGUUGUAUUCUUCCUCACUUUUGGGAGAAAGUUGAUUGAAUCCGUACACAACUUAGUUCACUUGAAUCUUGCCAUAUCUCUUCUAUUGGGAUACAUUGUUUUUGUUGCUGGCAUAGAGACUGCCAAAAGCAAUAAAAUUGCCUGUACAUUUGUCGCUGCUGCCCUUCAUUACUUUUUCUUGUCUGCGUUCUUCUGGAUGCUGUGUGAAGGGAUCAUGCUGUAUCUGAUGCUUGUGGUUGUCUUUUCAUCGUUAACUAAGAAAUGGUGGUUCUUCCUUAUAUUGGGAUGGGUUCCUUCCCUACUGAUUGUAAUUGUAUCAGUUGGAGUUGCUCACGAUUAUUAUGUACACGGACAAGAUUAUUGUUGGUUGUCUAUUGAGAAGCAUGUCAUUUGGGCAUUCAUCAUACCAAUGUGUAUUAUAAUAAUUAUUAAUGCAGUGUUUUUGGUCCUUGUACUGAUAAGUUUAUUAAAGAAUCAAGGCGCUAAAAAUUCCCGGAAGCAGCUGGAGAACAAACGUGUCGACCUAGUGAAGACCGGAUUACAAGCGUCAGUGAUUCUAUUACCAUUGCUUGGUAUUACCUGGGUGAUUGGUCUAUUUGCAGUCAGCAGUGACACAACUGUCUUUGCUUGGCUGUUUGUAAUAUUCAACUCGCUACAGGGGCUGGCAAUUUUUAUAUUUCACGUCGUUAGGAAUGAAAGGAUAUGGAAACACAUCACCAAACAGUACAAGAAAGUAUCUUUAACUAAUUCUACAUCAGAGGCUAGAAGUGUCAAAGCUAAAAAACGUCAUGAAGCUUAUGCAUCUACCAGCAGUGAGGGAAGGUUUGAAUUAGCUUCAAUUGUGGUAGCUGAUGACGAGGAAAAGAAAUUGUAUGCAAGUAAUGGGAAAGAGGAUGAGGAGAUAAAGGUCCCACUUGAUGAAGAGAAGCAAGAGUUAGACUUUGAGAAGCAAGCACCUAAUAAUGGUGGUAACUAUUCAUCAUAAAGUAAAGUCACAAACAAACAACUAAUACAGUCUGUUUCGAUUUUUAAAGAUAUUUUUAUACAUCAUUUGGUUUAUUUUAUUUUAACAAUAAUAAAAAAAGAGUCCAGCAAUUCUCUGGUUGUGUAUUUAA